This is a messenger RNA of Grammomys surdaster, 4460 nucleotides long. RefSeq names its product erythrocyte membrane protein band 4.1 like 2 (gene Epb41l2). Gene Ontology annotation, biological process: cortical actin cytoskeleton organization. The record is from RefSeq and is a predicted model, not a curated record. Lineage: Eukaryota; Metazoa; Chordata; Mammalia; Rodentia; Muridae. The transcript is spliced from 22 exons. The coding region runs from base 104 to 3244 and encodes 1046 amino acids. Gene Ontology annotation, molecular function: actin binding; structural molecule activity. Gene Ontology annotation, cellular component: cytoskeleton; plasma membrane.
GGUGGAGGCGGCGGCGCGAAGGACCGGCGUCUGAGGCUGGAGCGGGACGCGUCCCCGGGGCGAGCAAGCUCGAGAGGCGCGGUGUCUGGUGUAAGCUGUAACCAUGACUACUGAAGUUGGCUCUGCAUCUGAAGUGAAGAAGGGCUCUGACCAGGCGGGAGCAGAUGCCCCCAAGGAGAAAGCUAAAGAAGUAGAAAAUGAGCAGACUCCAGUAUCUGAGCCAGAGGAAGAAAAAGAUUCCCAGCCAGGACCUACAGUUGAAAGCCAAAGCAGUCCCCACCGGCGGAAACGAGGGAAGGAUCUGUCUGAGAACAGGGGCAUCUCUCGCUUCAUACCCCCAUGGCUUAAGAAGCAGAAGUCUUACAACUUAGUAGUAGCCAAAGAUGGAGGAGAUAAAAAAGAGCCUACUCAAGCUGAUGUGGAAGACCAGAUCCUAGACAAAGAGGAUACCCUCCCUGAAGAAGAGAGUCGGGCCAAGGGGGAUGCAGAAGAGAUGGCUCAGAGGAAGCACCUGGAGGUUAAGGUGGAGGUCAGGGAAGAAAAACCAGCCCUGAAAAGCAGCACUGAGACCCAGCCUGCUGAAGAAGUGAGGAAGGACAAGGAGGAAGAAGUGAUACAGGUCACACAGGAAGAGAAACUGGAAGGAGGUCCAGCCAAAAGAGAGACGAAGGAAGUACAGACAAGUGAGCUGAAGGCAGAGGUGGCCUCUCAGAAAGCUACCAAGAAGACCAAGACUGUUCUGGCCAAAGUCACCCUCCUAGAUGGCACAGAAUACAGCUGUGACCUUGAGAAACGUGCUAAGGGACAAGUGUUGUUUGACAGAGUGUGCGAGCACCUGAACCUCUUGGAGAAGGACUACUUUGGACUUCUAUUUCAGGAACAUCCUGAGCAGAAAAACUGGCUAGAUCCUGCAAAAGAAAUAAAGAGACAGCUGAGAAACCUUCCCUGGCUGUUCACUUUUAAUGUGAAAUUUUAUCCUCCGGAUCCUUCUCAGUUGACUGAAGAUAUCACCAGAUACUUCUUGUGCCUUCAACUGAGGCAGGACAUCGCCUCUGGCCGCCUGCCCUGCUCCUUUGUGACUCACGCCCUCUUGGGAUCCUACACCCUGCAGGCUGAGCAUGGGGACUAUGACCCAGAGGAGUAUGAGAGUAUUGAUCUUGGUGACUUCCAGUUUGCCCCGGUCCACACCAAGGAGCUGGAGGAAAAGGUGGCAGAACUGCAUAAAACUCACAGGGGCUUAUCUCCAGCACAAGCUGAUUCUCAGUUCUUAGAAAACGCAAAGAGGCUUUCCAUGUACGGGGUUGACCUGCAUCAUGCCAAGGACUCAGAAGGUGUGGACAUCAAGCUGGGAGUGUGUGCUAAUGGCCUUCUCAUUUACAAAGACAGACUGAGAAUCAAUCGUUUUGCUUGGCCGAAGAUCUUGAAAAUUUCCUAUAAGCGCAGUAAUUUCUACAUUAAAGUUAGACCAGCAGAGCUGGAACAGUUUGAAAGUACCAUUGGAUUCAAAUUGCCAAACCAUCGGGCAGCUAAAAGGCUAUGGAAAGUGUGUGUGGAGCAUCACACUUUCUACAGGCUUGUGUCUCCAGAGCAGCCACCAAAGACCAAGUUCUUGACCCUGGGGUCCAAAUUCCGCUACAGCGGCCGCACACAGGCACAGACACGAGAAGCAAGCACCCUCAUAGAUAGGCCAGCACCACAGUUUGAGCGUGCCUCUAGUAAACGUGUCUCGAGGAGCCUAGAUGGAGCCCCGAUUGGUGUUGUGGAUCAAAAUCUUAUGAAGGAUUUUCCAGCCCCUCCUGGAGAGGGAUCAGUGCCUGGCCCUGGAGUUAUCAGCUAUACUACCAUCCAGGAUGGCCGGAGGGAAGGCAAAAGCCCACCAAAAGCCACACCCCUGCUCACUGUGGGAAAGAAAAAUACCUUGAGAGUAGACGGGGAUAAUAUUUAUGUCAGACAUAGCAAUUUAAUGUUGGAGGACCUGGAUAAGGCCCAGGAGGCCAUUCUGAAACAUCAGGCUAGUAUUAGUGAGCUCAAGCGCCAUUUCAUGGAGUCCACACCUGAGCCUCGCCCCAGUGAAUGGGAGAAGCGGCGUGUCACACCUCUGUCCUUCCAGACACAAGCGAGAAAAAGCCAGAAUCUUUUCAAGGAUAUUCUGACCUCGAAGUUGGAGAAGUACCUGGUGGGAGCAACACAGACAUCUGAAGAGGCAGCUCAGGCGCACAAGACUCAUCCUCCCACGUCGGAAGGGCUUUGCACUGGAACCAGGGACGCUGUUAAGAGUUCACAUGAGACUCUGAGUGUAGUAGAGGAGAAGAAGCAGGCAGAGGUGGGGAAAGACGGAAGCGUAAUCACAGAAGAAGUGAAUGGUAAAGAGAUCUCACCGGGGAGUGGUCCUGGGGAGACUCGUAAGGUGGAGCCGGUGGCACACAAAGACUCCACCUCCCUGUCUUCUGAGAGCAGCAGCAGCAGCGAAAGCGAGGAGGAUAUGGGCGAGUACCAGCCCCACCACCGAGUGACCGAGGGCACCAUAAGGGAAGAGCAGGAGUGUGAUGAAGAGCUGGAGGAAGAGACCGGCCCAGGAGCCAAGGUAGUAGAGAGGGAGGCAGCAAUGCCCGAAGCCAUCCCAGACAGACAAGCAGGGACCGCUGUGCUCCCAGUAGAAACAGAGGCCCAGGAAAAUGUAGUUGCCCAAAAGUUACCGGGAGAGAAGGGUGCACACGGAGGCACUGCUGAGCAAGACAUGAGAGAAGAAGCAGAGGACGACCAGCACAAAGUUAAUGGAGAGGUGCCCCAUCUUGACAUUGAUGGUUUACCAGAGAUUAUUUGUUGUUCAGAGCCACCAGUGGUAAAAACAGAGAUGGUAACAAUUUCUGAUGCCUCACAAAGGACAGAAAUCUCCACCAAGGAAGUCCCCAUUGUUCAAACCGAGACCAAAACCAUCACAUAUGAGUCUCCACAGAUUGACGGCGGGGCUGGUGGUGAUUCGGGCGUGUUACUGACCGCACAAACCAUCACAUCUGAGUCCGCGUCAACAACGACAACCACACACAUCACCAAGACUGUGAAAGGCGGGAUCUCUGAAACACGGAUUGAGAAACGCAUUGUGAUCACAGGAGAUGCAGCUCUGGAUCAUGAUCAGGCACUGGCACAGGCCAUACGGGAAGCCAGAGAGCAGCACCCUGAUAUGUCGGUCACAAGGGUGGUAGUGCACAAAGAAACAGAGUUGGCAGAGGAAGGAGAAGAAUAAGAAAGUCUUUUUUAAACAACAUUUAACUUCGUGAAUCUGAAGAACUUUGACCAUUCCAAGUCUUAACGCCCCGCCACCACUGCAGCAAAACUGUGCUCCAACUGGUGACAAUGACCAGAAGCCUGAAGAAUUAAAAUGCCAACAGCAAACCGUACCUUACCAGCUCUGGUCUCUACUAUUCCCACACAUUUCUAAUACAUUAUCUGUUGUGUAACCACUUUUAGACACCCCGGCUCCCCUUGGCUUUCCUUCCCUCCUGUCCUCUUUUUUAAAAAUGCUUUGUUUUUUAUUAGGGUUUGUGUUUCCUUUCUCUACCUGCUUUUUUGACUCAUUUGCUCAGAUGACAGUGAGCAAAGCCAGCCGGGCUGGUGAGGUGCUGUUCACUUGAACAGGUGCUGUUAUGUGGAAAGGAGACUGUGACUAAUUUAGAUAGCAAUUUUCAUUCUUCAAGAUUGUCUCCAUGCAAUUCUUAGAGUCAAUAUAUACAGCUUUCAGACUGCAGUAGGGAUACUGCGUGAGAACAUAUUAAUGCCAGUUAAAAGCAUUUCUUACAUCUUGAAAUUUUUCUAAUAUUAGGGAGUUUUGCUAUGGAUGAUUUUUAUAUUGACCUUUGACCUUCCAGUCCUGUGACUUUGCACUUCAGUAGAGUCAGAGACUCUCUGGACUGGAGAAUUACCAAGCUCACUGACCAGGUACUGUGUUGAGAGACCAUCGGCCCACGGUGCAGUACUUCUCAGACAUGCGCUUUGCCACAGCAUUCCAGAACAGGAGGAGAACCACACCAUGUGCCCUUCCCUUUUACUACUAAAAGAAAACCAGGCAGCUUCAAGCCUGAGAGAUUCCUUUGUUAACCUCCCCAAUUCCAGUUCUUGCCAUUGUCUGAACACUUGAGUAGAACACUUGCUUUGCAUGUAAACUGACCCUUUGCUACUGAGCAGGUAUAUCUCUGACGUAGUUUGAUGACUUGAGCUUUGAAGAUCCUGGGGAAAGAGUUCGGGGGACAGUGGUGGGUUUGGUUGGUUGUAAGAAAGCUAUUCCAUGUAAAGCUAACACCAGAGAGCUGGUAGGGGUUUAUUAACUGUAUUGAACAUUUUUCUCAUUUGCUUUUGACUCUAUGUAUAGUUAUGACGCCAGAUUAGAUUUAUUGCAGCUUCAAGUUGUAUUAAAUAUUUUGCUUUAUGUAAUACUGUUAUAAAAUAAAAGUUUGUUUAUUCUA